Nanorana parkeri is the source of this 1380-nucleotide messenger RNA. RefSeq names its product orexin receptor type 1-like. The record is from RefSeq and is a predicted model, not a curated record. The transcript has a single exon. Gene Ontology annotation, cellular component: membrane. The coding region runs from base 67 to 1380 and encodes 437 amino acids. Gene Ontology annotation, biological process: neuropeptide signaling pathway. Lineage: Eukaryota; Metazoa; Chordata; Amphibia; Anura; Dicroglossidae. Gene Ontology annotation, molecular function: G protein-coupled peptide receptor activity; peptide binding.
UUGAGGAUGAUCUGCCUCCAGAAAAAAAUAGACAAGCUGCCCAAUGUCUUUGUGCUAUGAUUGCUGAUGGAUAUCAUGGAGCUCCACCAAAGGCUCGGGGACCUCCUGCCUUGGAAUGUCUCACUGCUUGACUACCUCUCUCCCGGGAAUGACAGUAUCUGGCACUCCAGAGCUCUCUCCAGCAACAUCCUUUUCUCUGCCCACGAACCAGGCACCAUCCUCUUGGUGGUAAUGUACUCUGCUUCCUUUCUGGCUGGCUUGGUAGGUAACAUCAUGGCUUUGAGGGUGUUGGGGGCCCGCAGGAGAAGAAGAUGUGGCUUCUCUGGGGUAUCUGGGACCAAGGAUCUUCUUGUCAACUUGGCUGUAUGUGACAUGAUGGUGAUUUGCAUCUGCAUGCCCAUCAACCUUGGUCACCAGGUUCACAACGCUUGGGUGUUUGGAGGGUUCCUCUGCAGAGCGGUCCCUUUUGUCCAGGCUGUGUCUGUCUCCGCUAGUGUCCUCACCUUGUCUGUCAUCAGCCUGAACAGGUACUAUAGUGUCCACAACCCUAUGCAUGCCAGGACUUUCUUCACCACCAGGAAGAUCACUGUCAUGAUCUGUUUAGUGUGGCUCCUGUCUUCUGCUUUAUGUAUCCCACUGCUCUUCAUGAACAGGACUCAGAACUUGGUCCUCUACCCUGGGAAGUUAGCUGUGGUGGUGUGCACUGAAAGUUGGCCAAGUCUAAAAACCAAACUUAUUUACAACUUCUUGUUGUUCUGUGCCUUGUAUGCGUUCCCUGUCUUAUUCAACCUCUUGAUCUGUUUCCUGACAAGUCGACGGCUCUGGGGGCCCAGCGACGCGGUGAUCGACAAGAACAGUUGGUCUAUGGCUGACUCCAGGUUGAAGGCUCGUAGGAAAAUUGCCAAGAUGGUGGUGGCGUUGGUUCUUCUCUUCACCCUGUCAUGGUUGCCCCUCUACGUGCUAGACAUCUGGAUUGACAUCAACAUGACCUAUGCCCCUUUUGGCGACAUGUUAGGAUACCUCCAACAUGACUGGAUUUUGCAGUUGAGACCCUUUGCACAGUGGCUUGGCCUCACCAACUCUACUCUCAACCCCCUGUGCUACUGCUUUGUGGGCAACCUGUACCGAUCGGCCAAACGUUUUAGGAAUAGCUACCGAGAAAGGUUGGUGUCUAUCUUUAGUAUGUCUUUGGUCCAUGCCACGGGAGACCCCGCUGCCCCCCGUUUACUACACUACAAGGCCUCUAAAAACAACAUGGAGUCUCGGUUCAAGAGAGGCAAACUCCAGUCAAGGUUUCAACCCAUCACCAAGAACAAAACUGUUUCCUCAGUCCCUAUCUGUGAUGGGAGCCCGGGGCUUCCCCUGCCUGUCCCUGUUUGA